UCAGCAGAGCUGAGGGGAGUCUGUGUUGUUAAUAACCUGCAGUCACAUCUGUGUGUGUCUGUCUGUCUGUCAGUAGUGUGUGUGUGUUUGUGUGUAGGAGAGUUGGAAGAUCCCAUCUGGAGCUCAGGAUCAUUUCCCCGGCUGCUUCUUACUAACGGCAAAUGUGGUGUUGAAUGAGGAGCCUGAGAAGAAGGAAGAGAUAAAUGUUGUGAAGAAACUGUGGAAAUGAAACAGAGAGACAGUGACAGAAAUGGAGACAGAGACCCAGAUGCAGAAGGAGCUCAGAGGAGAAGAGAAGAAAGAUGAUGAUAUUAUCCAUGUGAUAGCGACAGAGAAGGAAGAGUUGGUCGGGCAGAUCCCUGACAUGGAGGAGAUGUGUAACAUGUGUGAUAGAUUGUGUUCCUUACUGGCACAGGAAUCACAUGGAGCUGCACUGUGUGGGGCUGAGGGGGCACAUAAUGAGGGGGGCACAGAUGGGAUAAUGGCCCCUGGAUUGGCUCAUAUUGUGCUGGGUAUAAAGAGACAGAUCUAUGGGCAGGAGGCUACAGACCUGUUACUGGAUAUAAACACAGCUGGGAAUCAUUUAUCUGUAUCAGGGAACAGGAAAUCUGCUUCCUACUCACCAACAGAACUACAUUACCCACAAUCCCCAGAGAGAUUUCAGGAAUAUGCUCAGACUUUAAGCAGCAGGAGUUUCCUCUCAGGACGACAUUACUGGGAAGUGGAGGGCAGUAAAUCAGGGGAGUGGAGGGUAGGGGUGGCCUAUCCCAGUAUAGAGAGGGGAGGACGACAGUCUGCAAUUGGGAAUAAUAACAAGUCCUGGUGUUUGUACAUGGAAGAUAAUAACAGAUAUUCAGUGGUACAUGACAGUAGAUGGACAGAGUUACCCCACGUCCCUUCCUGCAGGAGAAUCAGGAUCUGGUUGGACUAUGAGGCCGGACGUCUGUCGUUUUAUGAGCUGAGUGAGCCAAUCAGACACUUACACACCUUCACUGCCACAUUCACUGAGCCCCUUCAUGCUGCUUGUUUGGUAGGGUGGGCAGGUACCUGGUUGAAAAUCAUUAUUUAGCAAAAUGACCAAUAAAGAGAGGUAGACGCUGGUCACAUGACUGUAGGAGAGGGAGUAACUAUAUCUGCCAUUCCCACAUCUGUCCCUGAUCCCACUGCACCAAUAACAAGUGUCAAUUAACAUUAUACUGAUUCUUUUCUCUUUUUUUUAUUACAUUUUUCAUCGGCA
Molecule: messenger RNA, 1237 nt
Organism: Xenopus laevis (African clawed frog)
Lineage: Eukaryota; Metazoa; Chordata; Amphibia; Anura; Pipidae
Product: nuclear factor 7, ovary-like
Exons: 2
Coding region: 251-1069 (272 amino acids)
Source: RefSeq, a predicted model, not a curated record